This is a messenger RNA of Brenthis ino (lesser marbled fritillary), 4245 nucleotides long. The record is from the annotation of a GenBank genome assembly. NCBI's taxonomy places the organism in Eukaryota, Metazoa, Arthropoda, Insecta, Lepidoptera, Nymphalidae.
AUGUCGAAGAUACCUAUUGAUAGACAUGGCAAAUCAAGAUCGUUAAAUCUUCGUGGCAUGUAUUCGAAUGAGCCUCCUAAAGUCAGAACCCUACAGUAUAGUGAUGUUAAAAACAGAGAAAUUUCUGAAAAAAGCUUAACGUCAGAUUUAAAGGGAAAUAAUGAGUUAAAGGAUAAAUUAUAUUUUAAACCUUACACAUCACUUAUACCAAAAAUGAGUUUUAGUACAGAAAAAGUUGUUGAAAAAAAUCCAAGAAUUUUGGAUUUAAGGGAAAAAUUAAAUGAAAUAACAAAAAAACAAGAUCGUAAUGUUGAUAAAAUGACAAAAGGAAUUAUCAAUGACUUUACACAACAUUUAGUCGAAGAUAAAGAUGGUGAUGAUUCUGGACCAUACAGUCUUUUAUUUGACUUGCAGACCAAUCCAUCGUCUUCGAAGUCUUUAUUAAAAACCGAUUCUUGGAGUUCAAAGGGUCUAGAUGAAAGUACAGAAUCAAAUUCUCAAAGUUUAAGCAGAAUAACAGGCUUGUCUAAUAAAAGUUUAGAAAGAUUACCAAAUGUUGUCAAUUUUGAUGAUAAGCCUAUGAAAGAAUUCGAAUAUUCAUGUGAAAAAGAAUUUAACUUCCCACCAAAAAAGUUCACUACUCAGUCAAGGUCAGAUCUCUGUUUACAAUUAAAAUCUCACAUUCAUUCGCGAACUUUCGAAACGAAUUUAAGUCCGAACGAUAACUCACUUAGUAGAAAUAACGAAGAAAACUCUCUUGACGACAGCUUGGGCAUUCUGACACCAGAUCAGAUGGAUGAUAUAUGUUAUUUGGAAAACGCAUUUUCUCCAACAGUGGAAGGAUUGCCGAUAUUUUGUGACAGUAAUGAAUAUAAAGCAUCUUCUGAAAAUGGUGAUACUCCUUCUACAGAUAAAACUGACAGCAAUUCAGCAGCUUCAACGAUACAAAACGAUGGUUUUGAAAAUAUUAGUAACAGGUGUAAAUUAAGAGAAUCAUUUGCCCUAAUAGCAACUAUAGAUGCUAUUGAUCCACUUACAAAUGAUGAUAAUAAUUUUAAAGCUUUUUGUUAUUCACUUGAAGAAGCCGUAGAUCAAGGUAAACCAUCUGCUAUUGAUGAAGCUGAUCUAGUUAAAGACGAUUGUGUAUCUAACUUAAUUGAGGAAGAAUUUUUACCAUCUAUACAUGGAAGUAUUUUAGAACCAAUAAGUUCCAUUGCUGAUACUACAGUAAAUUUAGAAAUACCAUUGGAUUGUAAACAUGGAAAUCCUCUAAUAACAAAUAGAAUAGAACAAACCCCUUCACCUGAAGAUUUACCUCUUGACAAUUCAGAUAUAAACGGUGAAAUAAGUACUUACUCGCAAUUCUCAGCAUCAACUUUACACGAUUCUCAAACAUACUCAGACAGCAAAAAUGAUAAAUCCAUGGAAACUUCAAAAGUUUCGAAUAGUUUUAUAACAAGUAUUACAAGUAUUACGAGUUUAGAUGGUUAUCAAGGUGAUGGUGAAAUGUCUAGACCCGUGAGCAGAAGUGCCGAUCACAAUAGUGGACCACGUGAAGAUGCUAUAGAAAUGGAUUGGCAGAAUGUUCCUGUACCGAGGAGAGUAGAUCCCAUGACAGAUUCUGAUUUCUUUACAGAGAGUGACGCAGAUGGUUUAGAUGAGCAUAUGCAACGCGGUGAUCGAAAAGCUCAAGUGAUUGAUGGUGCACUUUAUGGAGGUAAAAAUAUGAAUGGCAAUGCACCUUUAAUUGUGAAUAGAAGUGAAGAUUCUUGUAUGGAAUCGAGUGGAGUUUACACUGACUUUGAAAACCAUCGUUCUUCACCUGUAUUCUUAAAUGUUAUAAGUGAUAUGUCCCCUGAUUCUACAACGUCCACUAAUUCCGAAUGCAGUCAAAAAAGUUCUGGGUGUGGCAAAAUUAACACUUGUUUUACGCCUGUCGGAGAUACGCUAGAAGAACAAAAUUCUGAUGCAUCAAACCUUAUUGAUGAGGAUGAAACACCAAAAAAUACUAGUAAAAGAAAUUCUCUUAACAGUGUCAAGGACGUAAGGUGUACUGAUAAAAAUAAAGAAGAAAAACGUAGCUUUACUUUGAAAAAAUAUAAAAUGCCUAAACGCGACGUACCCAGCAAAUUAAAAACUAUGCUGGCAAGUCGAAAGACUGAAGUAGAUAAUAGCGUACAAAAUAGUCCAAAAUCAGCAAAGAAACCCGAUAGACGGGACAAUUUUUUGAAAAAGAAUACUUUAGAUAUAAAGGCUGAUUACAAAAAUAAAUCUUUUAAAGAUAUAAAAUCGAAAGUGGACUGUUCCUUCACGUUACAGCGAUCGCAAACGUCGUGUAGCGUAACUAGAAUGCUGAGCUCAAAAUCUACCAAUAUCAACACAAAACCUAAAAGUCGUCAUAUGAGGAUGCGAAUGGACUUGGGCUCAGCAAAUGGCAGCGGUAAGAGCAGCUUGCAUAGCUCCCAGAGCGACAUAAGUGCCAUCAGUACGCCACUGGGCAAACAUUCAACGAGCCGCUUUCCUUUGUUACGAAAUGGGAAGAAGCGGGAUAGCGCCCCGACGCCUACGACACCGAGCCGCCCUACUCCGGCACCCCAACCCCCACCUGCCACCGUUAAGAAAAAUGGAGUCGUGCAAAAGUUGUCGUCGUCGCCUGUGGCAGUGCGCGCGCGCACCUCCCUCGCCCCGCCGCCCUCGCCUCGCAAACCCGUUCCACAUAGAGUGCCUGCGCAGAGACCUAACACACUCACGACUAGCAAAGAGCCGCCGCGUGUGACGGCCGCGGUCGGGCCCCGAGGGAAGCGGGUGCAGACGCCGCAGCCGGUGCGCUCGCCGCCCGCGCCGCUAGCCGCUCCGCUACCGGUCCAGCCACGUGAAAACUCAGUAGCCCUCGCUCAUGCCACCAAAGGUGUUGAAGCGUUGGGUGUUCUUGUACAAUACCUUGUGUUCCGGUUGGAUGCUCUAAAUAGCGGAUCAUGGCGGCAAGAAGCCGAGCGAUGGCGCGGCGUUGCGGCAGCAGAGAGAAGCAGUGCCGCCCGCGCCGACCGCGACCGUCAGCAACGGGCACAAAAGGAUCUAGAUACCAUCGCAGAAUGCCUGAGCAAGAUCUCAGAGCUAGAAAUGGAGGUAUCGUCUAAAGAAGAAGCAAACGCUCGUCUACAGGCUGCACACAUUGAAGAAGUAUCUGCGCUCGCGAGUGAUGUGAAAGGGUUAAAGGAGACGAUAGAGACACUAAAGCAAGAAGUUGCUGAAAGCAGAACACGGUUGCACGCACACAGUGAAAUUGAACGGACAUUGCGCGCGCAGCUCGAAGCCGCGCGGGCUGAAGUCGAGCGAAGCGCCAAGUUGCGCAACGCGUCGGCCGACUCGUCGCGCGACCCGUACAACAUGUGCGACGCCGCCUGCGAUCCAGUGUACUGGGAGGUGGAAGAGUGCGAGUUACAAUUAAAUACAAAAGAGGAAUUAAGUUCUGACGCUACAGAAUUAGCCGCGGAGGUGCGAUCUCUGCGAGCGGUAAUCGAGCUGAAGCAAGCGGAGAUGGCUUCACUACGCGACGCGCGGUCCGAGCUAGCCGCAGAACGGGAGAGACGCGCAGCCGCAGAACGCGACGCUUGCGCCGCGCGACACGCGGCUGAGGAACUGAGGGAACGCGCGGCCGCGCGACAACGCGAGGCGGACAGACUGAGAGAUGAUAACCGCAGGCUACGUGAAACUGCGGCUCGGGACAGGGACCACGCGACUCGCAUGGUGGCCCUCAAUGAAGAGCUGAGGUACAAGCUCAGGCAGAAGUCGCAGGUGGUAUCUCUUCUGGCCGGCGGUGGCUACAUAGAACGUACGCCGAUGAGAACGCGUACUUCCUCAGGAGACUCUGUGCGGUCGAGCUCCCCCCUGCCCGACUCGCCGCCCUCCCCGGCCUCCUCGCCCGCUCCUGACUCGCCCCCGCUGCCCGCUGUCAAGGGCGUCGUUGAAAAACAUGACUCCGUCAGCUGGGUACUAGAAAUUGAAGAAACGCCAGAAGAAAUGGCUUCAAGGCUCGCACGAAGAUCUUCGUUCCGUGCAGCAGCUUCCCCCAGCGGGGUGAAGCGGCGCGGCGGGGGCUCGCCGGGCAGCUCGCCCGCGCCCGCCUCCCCCGCGCCCAACGCCUCCAAGCUCUUCCGACCGGGAGACCUGGACUUCCCACCGCCCCCGCCUCCUCUCAAGGAAUCCGCAGGCGAGGCUAUCUACAUAUAUGACGACCGUCAGUAU